Messenger RNA from Onychostruthus taczanowskii (white-rumped snowfinch), 2092 nucleotides. It is a transcript of the gene CXXC1, whose product is annotated as CXXC finger protein 1. The record is from RefSeq and is a predicted model, not a curated record. Bases 16 to 1950 code for a protein of 644 amino acids. Gene Ontology annotation, molecular function: zinc ion binding; DNA binding. Gene Ontology annotation, cellular component: Set1C/COMPASS complex. NCBI's taxonomy places the organism in Eukaryota, Metazoa, Chordata, Aves, Passeriformes, Passeridae. Gene Ontology annotation, biological process: positive regulation of DNA-templated transcription. The transcript is spliced from 15 exons.
UCCCCUUAUGUCCCGAUGUCCCCAAUAAACGCUCUGCCACCACUACUGUCUCUCAGGCGUCUCUUUGCAACCGCGGGUGACACUUCCCCCAAACAUGGCGGCCCCCUAUGGCCGCCGCCAUUGCUCUCCCCAGGCCGCUGCCAUGCUGUGGGCGGGUACGCCCGUAUCCGGAAGCGGAAGUUGGACACGCCCCCGCUUCCGGUCGUUGUUGGGCCUAGCCGGGAGCGUCUCUCGGAGGCGGCGACAGCGAUGGACAGCGAAUUCUCGGACGCGGAGGCGGCCCCGGGCGGGGAGGAGAACGCGCCGGUUUAUUGCGUGUGCCGCAAGCCGGACAUCAACUGCUUCAUGAUCGGCUGUGACAACUGCAACGAGUGGUUCCAUGGGGACUGCAUCAACAUCACCGAGCGCAUGGCCAAGGCCAUCCGCGAGUGGUACUGCCGGCAGUGCCGCGAGAAGGACCCGUCCCUGGAGAUCCGGUACCGGCACAAGAAAUGGCGGGAGAAGGAGCACGAGGGGACCAAGGGGCAGGAGCUGGAGCAGGGCCGGGCUGCCAAGAUCAAGCGCUCGGCCCGCAUGUGCGGCGAGUGCGAGGCGUGCCGGCGCCCCGAGGACUGCGGGCAGUGCGACUUCUGCCGGGACAUGAAGAAAUUUGGGGGCCCCAACAAGAUCCGCCAGAAGUGCCGGCUGCGGCAGUGCCAGCUGCGGGCGCGGGAGUCCUACAAGUACUUCCCCACCUCGCUGGCUCGGGGGCGUGAGGGGGACCUGGAGCUGCUGAAGGCGCAGCUGGGGGGGCCGGGGCCCCCCGAGAGCCUCUCGGAUGAGGAGCUGCCCCUCGACCCCCGGCUCUACCAGGAGCUCUGCGCCGGCGCCUUCGACGAGCACGGCCUGCCCUGGCUCAGCGACGCCGAGGACGCGCCGUUCCUGGACCCCGUCCUGCGCAAACGCGCCGUGAAGGUCAAACACGUCAAACGCCGCGAGAAGAAAUCCGACAAGAAGAAGGAGGAGCGCUACAAGCAGCACCGGCAGCGGGCACGGCACUGGCACGCUACAAGCGGCACCGAGCGCGCCGACGCCCGCGACCCCGCGGGGCUGGGGCAGUGCCUGGGCCCCGGCUGCACCCGCCCCGCGCGCCCGCCCUCCAAGUACUGCAGCGAGGCCUGCGGCAUCAAACUGGCUGCCAACCGGAUCUACGAGAUCCUGCCGCAGCGGAUCCAGCAGUGGCAGCAGAGCCCGUGCGUGGCGGAGGAGCACGGCAAGCGGCUGCUGGAGCGCAUCCGGCGCGAGCAGCACCAGGCGCGGCUGCGGCUGCAGGAGAUGGAGCGGCGCUUCCACGAGCUCGAGGGGCUCAUCGCCCGCGCCAAGGGGCACCCGCCCCGCGAGGACGAGGAGAGCACGGAGGGGGACAGCGAGGACACGGACCUGCAGAUCUUCUGCGUGUCCUGUGGCCACCCCAUCAACCCCAAGGUGGCCCUGCGGCACAUGGAGCGCUGCUACGCCAAGGUGAUCCCGGGAUCUGGGGGGGGGAGGGGGGGCAGGACACCCUGGGGGAGCUUUCUGGGGGCCACCCGGCUGUUCUGUGACGUUUACAACCCCCAGAGCAAAACCUACUGCAAGAGGCUGCAGGUGCUGUGCCCCGAGCACUCCCGGGACCCCAAGGUGCCCGCGGACGAGGUGUGCGGGUGCCCGCUGGUGCGCGACGUCUUCGAGCUGACCGGGGACUUCUGCCGCGUCCCCAAGCGCAAGUGCCACCGCCACUACUGCUGGGAGAAGCUGCGCCGCGCCGAGGUGGACCUGGAGCGCGUCCGCGUGUGGUACAAGCUGGACGAGCUGUUCGAGCAGGAGCGCAACGUGCGGGCGGCCAUGACGAACCGGGCGGGGCUGCUGGCGCUGAUGCUGCACCAGACCAUCCAGCACGACCCGCUGACCACGGACCUGCGCUCGGACCGCUGACCACGGCCUGCCUCAGGCCGCUGACCGCCCCCAGAGCCCCAAAACCCCCCCAGACCCCUCCCUACGUCCCCCCACCCCUGAUUCCUGGGUGCUUCCCCGUCCCCAAAUAAACAGGGUGUGCAAAAAGUCUGGGGGUGUCUCU